AUGUCCAACAGUAGCUACAUCAAUGCACUAGUACGCUCUCUCUACGAUGAGAGUCAGGAGCACAACAAUAGCACGUUAAGUGGAAGCCAGCCCGAGAUUGGAAGCCCGAACGCAUUCGAUUGGCAGUCAGAGCCACCAAGUUUGUUCACACGAUCAGCUAACAGAUGGGGAGGACAGUUCAACCCUGAUCAUUUCCAGCGCAACGCGUUCGCGAUGAUGUCAGCAAGCCCUGUCAAUAUGGAGAACGCAGCGUUCGCCGCGAUGACUGUUGCGUCACAUCACAAAUAUGAAAAAAACAAAAACAGAAGCGAUCGUGUCAACGAGAAAUCGUAUUGGGUCAACGGAAGCCACGUAGACGAAACCAUCACCUACAACCAGUAUACCAUCGAUACUGCCAUUUUGGCUCCAACUACAGAGUCUCUGGAAAUCAAGCAAGCGAUCCUACAACAGUCUGUGAACUCCAUCAAGCAGACAAAGACAAUAAUGGAACACAAGGUGGAUUUCUUGAUGAAGCGCUACACAUCAGUAUGCCCAGACGUCCGCUCGCGAGUCAACGCCGCCACCAGCGAAUUGUUUGACGUGACUAGUGACGUGUACGAAUUCACAAGCCUACACGUCAUCGACAACACGGGACAAGCGAUCGUUACAGGACCGGGACCAGGACUUCCAGCCCCAUUUAGAGCCGCCGCCACAUACUUCAGAAUCGAGCUUCGAUUGGUCCCACGGCUCUGCUCCCUACAAACUGACAUUGGAAUCAACCCAACAAAGUUCCCACCAUCUUCCAACAGAGCCGUCUACGUUCCAGUGCCAAGAGUCCAGAACCAGAUGGACGUAUCCAUUACUCGCCAAAUGGUAAUGGACCAAGCACAUCACAAGGAAAUCAUCGCAGCAAUGGCAGCAUUGGGAGAAGAGUUCUUGAUGAGAGCCGCGACCAGAGACGGAGAACCCGAUAACGAAGCCUACGAAAAGUGGUCCAAGCAACAGAUUGCAAAGACCCAAUUCCAAGCGCUCGAAGAAGCACUCACGGCCACCUACGUCGGACUACAACAAGGAAUGGAGACGCCAAACCAACAACUGGCAAAGCUCAACAUGAUCCGAUACGAAGGAGGCACAAUGAUGUACGACAGCGUGGCUACUUUAUUUGGCAGAAUUGCCACGAUUCUAAAUGGGUUCAACCACGAGAAUCCCCCGCCAACCAACCUAUCAGACUUGGCAGGAGUAGCCGGGACCACUACUUAUGGACUACCCCAGCAACCUGUCUCGAAUGCACUGCCUACGCGAAUGAGCAGAGAAGAAGAGAAGCGCAUCAAGCAACUUGUGGGAAUUGCAAACAGCGCAGGACUAGUCAGACCAAACAGAAGCUGCGUUCCAGGACCAUCUGCACCAAAGAGACCAGGAGGAAGAGCUUUUGCGGGAUUCCACCAACAAGGAUUCCAAGGAUUCCAAGCCAACUGCUCCUUCCAAACUCCAAAGAUUGCGACCGCUGGAACCUUCCACACCGCAUUGACAACCCCUCCAGCACCAGAGCGAAAUGUUCGAGUCACUGACGGACAAGGAAGACAAUUGUUGGUCCCGACAUCCGACAGCAAACUAUGCUGCCCACAAGCUGCCCUAACAAUGCUAGUAUGCAUGAGUGCCGCCGAAGAAGCAUUCAACAUCGAAGAAGAAAGCGACAAAACAUCCUCGAUCCAUUGUUGGGGAUGCCAAAAGAUAGGCCACACAUUCCGAGAAUGCCCCCACAAAGGAGAUCAGGGAGUUAUCAGCCAGUUUGAAAAAAGCCUAGAGGACUACAGACUAAAGAGAGAGCAGAGAACAAAAAAGCGAGAUAACAAGUUACAAGGACAGCGGUUACAUUAA
Cylindrotheca closterium is the source of this 1857-nucleotide messenger RNA. Lineage: Eukaryota; Bacillariophyta; Bacillariophyceae; Bacillariales; Bacillariaceae. The record is from the annotation of a GenBank genome assembly.